GUCAUGAAUGUAAACAACGAGACUCAGGCACAACAGCUGCCCGGAAAAUUGCGUUUCCCGGAGGGUUCCGGAUCAUGUCCACAUGGCUGACCAACAAGGAAAUCCAAUGAAUGUCAUUCAAGUCGGGCCCUAUAAUCCCCAGAGGAAACACAGUGAGCACGAGAGAUGGAUCCAUGUGUUUCCAAUCUACUUGAACAAGAACAAAACUGUCGCUGAAGGCAGGAGGGUCCCAAAAGAAGUGGCUGUGGAGGAUCCGAUCACACGGGAAAUCGUUAUCGCCCUACAGCAGAAAGGUUUUGAUCUCUUUGUCGAAGGCUACAAAGUACAUCCGCGGGAAGUCGAUAAAGAAAACGUCCUCAUGAGAUCUCGAGUUCGAGUUCACUUCAGAGACGAUAAUGGGAAGCCAAUACACCCCGAGUUCCCGAACAAACGGAAGCUAUUCAGGAUGAUCUGCGAAUCCAUCGGCGGCAUGGACUACCGACAGGACCCCGAAACCUUCAAGCAGCACCAGAGAGCUCUCCAAGCCCAAGUGGCGCCGCAAGUUCUACAACAGCAGAAGUUCCUCGAACGUCUCGAGAAAUCGCAAGCUCAGGGAUCCGGCACGAGUGCGACUUCAACGAAAACACCGAAUAAUAAUAAGAAGAAAGGCAAAAAGGGCAGGAAAUAAAACCAUCUCAUGGA
Galendromus occidentalis (western predatory mite) is the source of this 681-nucleotide messenger RNA. RefSeq names its product signal recognition particle 19 kDa protein. The record is from RefSeq and is a predicted model, not a curated record. Gene Ontology annotation, cellular component: signal recognition particle, endoplasmic reticulum targeting. Bases 83 to 667 code for a protein of 194 amino acids. Gene Ontology annotation, molecular function: 7S RNA binding. NCBI's taxonomy places the organism in Eukaryota, Metazoa, Arthropoda, Arachnida, Mesostigmata, Phytoseiidae. Gene Ontology annotation, biological process: SRP-dependent cotranslational protein targeting to membrane, signal sequence recognition; SRP-dependent cotranslational protein targeting to membrane. The transcript is spliced from 4 exons.